AUGAGUGGUGCCAGGAAAGAGUUACGGACUGACAAGACUGAGGAGACUGGCCUCAUGAAAAACAGUAAAACAAUGUCUGACCUUGACUUGACUGAGGAGACUGGCCUCUUUAAAAACAGUAAAACAAUGUAUGACAUUAGAAUGACUGAGGAGACUGGCCUCGUGAAAAACAGUAAAAGCAAUGUUGACACUGAGGAUCCUGCCCUCAGCUUACAAAAAAACAGGUCAAACAAAGAAACUUGUGCAACAAAUCUGCUGAAUGAUUUUUGUAAGACAAAUUUGCUGAAUGAACUAUGUGAAACAAAUCUGCUCAAUGAAUCUCAUGAAAAGAAUUUGCAAAACAUUACUGAACAAAAAUUGACAAACAAUGCCUCAAUCACUAAAACUGUACAACAUAAUCAUGGUGUAACGGCUGAAGAAGGCAAAGCACUUAAUCAUGCAAUCGACCAGGUAUGCAAUACAAAAUUUGUAUUUGGGUCAUUUCAUCAAGGGGAUGCAAGGUUUUCAUCACUUUCUAGAGGAAGUCAGUGUACCUGCAAUGCGCUUACUAUGCUGAUAAAAAGUUACGAAGGAUUUUCAUUCUCAACAGAAUUUAUUGAUAGCACUUUAAUAGCAGGAGAUCAGGUUUAUAUUAUGUUGGUCAAGAAUUUGCAGCAAAGACAAUUGUUUCUUAACAAACUACUUAAAUUUGAUGAGUUGCCAAGUACCUUAACUUUAGGAGAAAAUCAUCAUGUCAUUGAGAAAUUUGAAACCAUGUGGGGAAUACUUGUCUCUGAUGAACAAAGUAGUCAAGUGAAAUCAUUGCAUCAAGCUUUAGAAGAGGCUUUCCAGGUUUCUAGAUAUUUGCUGAUAAUGAUAGGAGCAAUUUGUUCUGGUAUAUACAAAGUGUCAGACAAUGAAUUUUACUUUUUUGACUCUCAUUCACAUGACAGUGCUGGCAUGUCUGCCUGUGAUGGUAAAUCAGUACUAGUACAAAGCAAGACUAUUGAUGAUUUGGUGUCAUAUUUGUACAGUAUGUAUAACAGCAUGCAUAUAGAUUUUAGAACGCAGUUUGAAAUCUUACCAAUCUCAAUUAAGACUUUGCAUCAUAGUUUUCCAGAGAAAAGCCCAUUGCAGAAAAGAUUUUACAAAAUGGAUGAUCAUCUCUCAUCUAGGACAAAAUCGGAUCAAAACCCAUGCAGAAAAGUGUAUAUGAGAGAUUACAUGAGGAGAAAAAGACAGAAUGUACAAUUUAAGCAAUUAGAAAGGAACAAAGAAACGCAUGCAAAAAAGUUACGAAGACAAAAUGAUGAUAUAAAAAGCAGAGAAACUGAAAUUGCAACAUUUGCAAGGAAAUUGAAAAGGCAGAAUGCUGAAAUAAGACAGACAGAAAAUGAAAGAGAAGCAGCUGCUAGAAAGUUAAAGCGACAAGAUACUGAAAUUAAAAAGAAAGAAAGGGAAAUGGAUAAGCUUGCAAGAAAGUCAAAGCGACAAGAUGCUGUAAUUAAAGAGAAAGAAAGGGAAAUGGAUAAGCUUGCAAGAAAGUCAAAGCGACAAGAUGCUGUAAUUAAAGAGAAAGAAAGGGAAAUGAAUACUGCAGGUAGAAAGUUAAGGCGACAAGAUGCUGAAAUUAAAGAGAAAGAAAGGAAAAUGGAUAAGUUUGCAAGAAAAGUAAAACGACAAGAUGCUGAAAUUAAAGAGAAAGAAAGGGAAAUGAAUACAGCUGGUAGAAAGUUAAAGCGACAAGAUUCUAAAGUUAAAGAGAAAGAAAGGAAAAUGGAUAAGUUUGCAAGAAAGUUAAAGCGACAAGAUGCUGAAAUCAAAGAGAAAGAAAGGGAAAUAAAUACGGCUGGUAGAAAGUUAAAGCGACAAGAUACGAAAGUUAAAGAGAAAGAAAGGGAAAUGAAUACUAAAGGUAGAAAGUUAAAACGUCAGAAUGUUGAGGUGCAAGAGAAAGAGAAAGAGGGCAGUAGAGUUUCUAAAAGAAAAUGCCGAGAAAAUCCAACUGUUCUUGAAAAGGAAAGGUUAAGAAAGCAAGCUAAACGAAGUAACAUUUCAUUCAGAGAAAAUGAGAGAUUCCUAAAUAGGGAACAGAAACAGAAGCAAAGAGCAGAUAAAGAAUAUUGUGAAAAAGUAAAUGAACUACAGAGACAGAAAAGAUUUGGAGGAGAUAUAGGAGAUUGCAUUCAAAAUUUUCAUGAGCAGAUUAGACAUGGUCCAAUUUUUGUAUGCUCAUGUUGUCAGCAAACAUGGUUCAAAGAAAGUGUUUCUAAAGUGGAAAACAUCAAACUAGAUGAUAAAUAUAAAAACAAGUUUCUUACAAGCACUGUGUCUGUUGAAAAUAUGGAAUGGAUUUGCAAUACUUGCUGUUCAUCAAUAAGAGAAAACAAAAUUCCGAAGUUGUCUGUCUUAAAUGGUAUGAUGUGGCCACUUAAGCCAAUGGAAUUAGAUUUGUUUCCUUUAGAAGAAAGGCUUGUGUCUCUGAGAAUACCUUUUAUGCAAAUAAGGGAGUUGCCAAGGGGUGGACAGUAUUCUGUAAGAGGAAAUAUUGUGAAUGUUCCUGUUGAUAUUCAACCUACUGUAAAUAGCCUGCCAAGAAAAUUAGAUGAAAAUGUCACAGUUCCUGUCAAAUUAAAGAAAAAGUUGUCAUAUCAAAAAUGUGAUUAUCACGAAAAUGUACGACCAACAAAAGUACUGAUAGCGUUGCACUGGCUUAUGAACAAUAGCGACUUUUACAAGAAUGCAAAUAUCAAUGUUGAUGACAACUGGUUUCAAGAAAUUACAACGUCAGCAAGUGAAAUUGUUCAGGAAUUAGUGAAAACACAAGAGAGAAACAACCAAAAUGCUGAUGAUCUUGAGACGGUUGAUGAUUAUGAUGAAUUCUGUGAAGUAGAUGGAGUUGGUAGAGAUGGUAAUUGUGAUACUCUUUUAGAUGAUGCUUCACGAGACAUGAAUCAGGUAUACACAUUUGCUCCAGGUGAAGGACAACGCCCGCUUAGUUUAUAUCAAGAUCAGACAGCUGAGUAUUUAUCAUUUCCAACAAUUUUUUGUGGAAAGGGAAGAUUACAAGAUGAUGAAAGACAAGUUCGUGUCUCGUAUGCAGAUAUUGCUAAAUGGGAAUUAAGGAGUGUUGAUAGACGUGCUGCCCAGUCUGUUCCAAAUUUGUUUUUCAAGUUGAAAAAAAUACAAAUGAAGCAAGUGACAGACAAAUGCAACCUGGCUCUUAGGAAAUGCAAAACCAAAGAUAAAUCCAUGACAGCAAAUGAAAUGAAAAAUCCUGAAAAUGUUAAUAAUCUUGUUAGACACGAUGAAGGCUUCUUCGUGUUCAGGCAGUUACGAAAUUCACCUGCAUAUCUUGAGACUAGAAAAAAAGAUGUAUUUGCUAUGAUCAGACAGUUAGGUCUACCAACAUGGUUUAUGUCUCUGUCAGCUGCAGAUACAAGAUGGAAUGAUCUCAUCAGAGCACUUGGUGUGUUAAAUGAUGGAAAAGAAUACACUGAUGAAGAAAUCGACAGUAUGACUUGGUUUGAAAAAUCAAAAUUAGUACAAAAGGAUCCUAUCACUUGCUCUAGGUACUUUGAUCAUAGGUUCCGUAUGUUUAUGAAUACAGUGUUGAGAAGUGAUCAUCAUCCAAUUGGGAUUGUAAAAGACUUCUUCUACAGAACUGAAUUUCAGCAAAGAGGAUCACCACAUAUUCAUAUGAUUGUUUGGAUAGAAAAUGCACCAAAAUAUCAUGAAAAUAAUGAACAGGAGAUAGUAAGUUAUGUAGAUAAUUACCUGGAAUGUGAAAAGAAUGAAGAGAAGGAUUUGACUGACUUGCAAGUGCACAAACAUUCACAGACAUGCAAAAAGAGAGGUAAAGCUGUAUGUCGAUUUGGUUUUCCCCUUCCUCCUCUUGAAGAAACUUUGAUUUUGGAGCCACUAGAGUGUGAUGUUGAUAAGUACAAGAAAAUGUAUGAUGAUAUUCAGAAACAGCUGAAUGAUAUGAAAAAUGGAUGUGAUUUGCCCUACAAGGAGCUCCUGAGCACGGUUCUAAAGAUAUCGGAGGAAGAUUACAUAAAAUGCAUUAGAAGUUCACUGAGAGGUCCAAAGGUUUUUCUAAAAAGAAAUCCAUGUGAUAUGAGGGUAAACUCAUACAACAGUGUUGUUCUUGAUGCUUGGAAAGCUAACAUAGACAUUCAAUAUAUUUUGGACCCAUAUGCCUGUGCAAUGUAUAUUGUUUCAUAUAUAAGUAAAUCACAAAGAGGGAUGAGCGAUUUACUUAACAGAGCUGCAAAAGAAGCUAGAGAAGGAAAUCUUGACAUAAAAAGACAGGUACGUCAUAUUGGAAAUCAUUUUCUCAACAGUGUAGAAGUUGGAGCACAGGAAGCAGCAUAUUUAGUAUUGCAAAUGCCAAUGACCAAAGCUUCAAGAGAUGUUGUUUUUAUAAACACAAGUCCAUCAGAUGACCGAGUAAUUCUCAUCAAAACAGAUGCUGAAUUGGAAAAGUUGACACCAAAUUCUACAGAUGUGGAAUGUAGCAAUGUUAUUAAACGGUAUGCAAAACGCCCAAAGCAGCUUGAAAACUGGUGCUUAGCUGAUUACGUAUCACAGCUAGAUGUUGUCUUCCCUAAAGAUACUGAAAAAGAGUUCACUGAAAAUGAAGUGAAUGAUGAUGAUCAGGACAAUCAGUCAGAAAAUGAAGACAAUUCAGAUCUUGAAUUUAGUGAGAGUGAUGCACUUGUUACUCUGAGAAAUGGCAUAAAAAUUAAACGACGGAAAGUACCAAGGGUAAUUAGAUAUGUCCGAUUUAAUAUCAAAACUGAUCCAGAAAAUUACUACAGAGAAAAACUCAUGUUGUUCAUGCCUUGGAGAAAUGAAUCAACUGAUCUAAUAUCAGGAAUGGACACGUUUGAGAAGUCAUUUCAUCUGAAGAAGUCAUUUCUUACACACAAGGUCAAAGAAUAUGAAUUCAAUGCUGAACAGCUUGAUGCAGCUUUGCAAAUGGCAACUGAGGAUUCUUCAGAAGCUUAUGAUGAAUUGGCACCAGAUGUUCAGCAAAGAGAGGCAGAAGAUGAAAAUGAGGGAUCUCUUGAAUCUGAAAACUUUGUUCAGUUUAAUCCUGAGAGGCCUAUUGAACAGAGACAGUAUGAUAUAGGAUCUGACCUUGGAAUUCCAUCAACAAGACAAAUAACUGAAGAAAGUUCCGUUAGAUUACCAGACGAUGAAUACUUGAAACUUUUAGGAAGUUUAAAUGUAAAGCAGCGAGAAUUUUUCAAUCAUGUCUUGCAAUGGGUCAAAACAAAGACAGAACCUAUUUAUUCAUUUUUGUCUGGAGGUGCUGGUGUUGGCAAAUCUGUUUUGAUAAGGGCACUUUAUCAAGCUCUGCACAGAUUCCUAUGUUCCACAGAAGGUGAAAAUCCAGAUGACAUAAGAAUACUUCUUUGUGCAUAUACUGGCAAGGCAGCAUACAACAUUGGAGGAAAAACUAUUGCAUCUGCUUUCCAUCAAAAAAUUAAUCAAAGUCAACAAAGUUUGCACUGUGAUGAAUUGAACACUUUUCGUACAAAGUACAAAAACCUAAAAUUGAUCAUUAUUGACGAGAUAUCAAUGGUUGGAAAUAGAUCAUUAGCACUCAUUGACAGUCGGCUACAACUUCUCACAGGCAUCAAGAAACCAUUUGGUGGUAUUAGUAUCAUAGCUGUUGGUGAUUUUUUUCAACUUAAACCUGUAAUGGACCGUUGGAUCUUUCAGGAUUUAAAUCAUGAUGCUCAAGCUCUUGCAAACAAUCUCUGGAAGGAGCAUUUUUGCAUUUUUGAGUUGGAUGAAAUAAUGCGCCAGAAGGACGAUCUUGAGUUUGCUCAACUUUUAAAUCGCCUUCGUUACAAUAUUAUGACAGAAGAAGAUAUGAAUGUGAUACACAGAUGCAUGAUAACGGAAACAAGUGACAAUUAUCCACAUCAUGCUCCUCAUCUCUUUACACAGAAUUCAAAAGUAGAUGCAUACAACAAUCACUUGAUUGAAAAACUUGAAGGAGAAAAGGUCACAGUAAAUUCAGUGGAUAGUGUUCUAAAGGAUUAUUCAAAGGAACUUAAGGAAAAGCUGCUUAGAUCUCUAUAUAAAGCAGAUGAUGUUAGCAAAACUGCUAAUUUGAUGCAAAAACUGAUUCUUGCUGUUGGGAUGAUCUAUGAUAUCUCGGUGAAUGUUGAUGUAUCUGAUGGUUUAACAAAUGGGUCAACAUGUAAGGUACAAUUAAUUGAAAGAAAAAUGGAAAGAAUAUCAAGACCAAGCAUCGUGUGGGUAAAUUUUUUUGAUGCUGCUAUUGGAAAAAUUACUCGCAAGAAAUAUAAACAUUUGUUUCAUGAAGGGAUUAAUGUGGACUGGACACCAAUUUUUGAAGUUCAGCGAUCUUUUGUAUUGAAUUACAAUACUUUUCAGAGAAUUCAAUUUCCGUUACGGCCAGCUGCAGGGAAAACAGUUCAUAAAGCGCAAGGUUGCACUGUUGAUGAAAUUGUGAUUGAUUUGUCUCAGACUAGAGUGAGGAAAAAUCCACAUAUUCACUAUGUAGCAUUAAGUCGAGUACGAUCCGUGGAUCAUCUGCACAUCCUAAACUUCAAUGAACAGGCAUUGGCUAUGGAUGAACAAGUAGUAGAGGAAAUGGAAAGAAUGAAGAAAGAUGUGCCGCUGCUACUUUGUUAUGUCCCAUUAUACCAGGUCGAUUUGCAUUCUUUUAAAAUUGCUUUCAACAACUGUAGAUCACUUCAUAAACACUUCCCACAAAUUCAAGAUGAACCAAAUAUUGUUGCAUCAGAUGUAGUUGGAUUCUCAGAGACAAGAUUAACUAGUGUUGAUGUAGCUGAAAAUUAUCAACUGCAGGGAUACACAGCAGUAUUUAACCAUGAGCCUACGUGUAAUCUGGACAGACGCCCAUAUCAUGGAACAGCACUGUAUGUGAAAAAUGUCUAUAACACAACCUGUAUCUCAAAGCUGAAUACUGGGUCUGUGGAGUUUAUCAUGGUAAAUAUGCAUUUAAACCAAAGCAGAGAUGUUCAAGUUGUAGUUAUUUACAAAUAUCCAUCUUGCUCUUUUGGGGAUUUCAAACAGCAUAUGAAUAUGCAUAUAAAGCCCUUGAUUGAUGAACAGAAAGACGUGGUAUUCUUAGGAGAUUUUAAUUUUGAUUUAUUUGCUGCACAUAGACUUUUUAACUUUUAUGGAAAAGGGCUUCAGCUGUAA
Saccostrea echinata is the source of this 7191-nucleotide messenger RNA. RefSeq lists its product as uncharacterized. The record is from RefSeq and is a predicted model, not a curated record. Lineage: Eukaryota; Metazoa; Mollusca; Bivalvia; Ostreida; Ostreidae. The transcript has a single exon. Gene Ontology annotation, biological process: telomere maintenance; DNA repair. Gene Ontology annotation, molecular function: DNA helicase activity. The coding region runs from base 1 to 7191 and encodes 2396 amino acids.